Molecule: messenger RNA, 1377 nt
Organism: Pezoporus flaviventris
Lineage: Eukaryota; Metazoa; Chordata; Aves; Psittaciformes; Psittacidae
Gene: LSMEM2
Product: leucine rich single-pass membrane protein 2
Exons: 3
Coding region: 517-981 (154 amino acids)
Source: RefSeq, a predicted model, not a curated record
UAAAGCCCGCUUGCUCUCUGAGAGGGAUGGUGGGCACGAGGACCCCCAGCAUAGCACACACCCUAUAUCCAUCCAUGCACCCCUAAGCAGCGCAUGAGAAUGGUGCCCAUGGGGCAAGACAAGCCAUGCCGCAGGCUGGAGGUGGCACAUCCCUAGCCCUGCUCGUUGGCUCCCAGCUGGCCCAGGAGAGCCCUGGCCAGCCCCACAGUGCCUGGGCUACCCGGACUGGGGGGGUGGCACAUUCCUGCCCCCAAGCCAGGACCAGAUUCCAGCCCCAUUAACGAGGCUCUGGGAUCCUGGCCACCAAGCACCCGCGAACUGCUGCGAUGACAGCAUUCACCCGCCUGCGGCCACCACACCGUGCCAUGCCGCAGCACUGGCUGCCUGCCCCAGCACAGCCCCAGCUAGUGUCAAAGUGGGGUCACCUCCGGAAGGAGCGUGGUCUCUGCAGGGGUGCCUGGUGCAGGCAGGGGCUGCAGGCAGGACACCCACUCACCCUCUGCCUCCGCAGACAGCAUGGGACGGGCUGAGGGUGCUUCAGAGCCUGGGGACCCUGACAGCGGUGAGCCUGGAGCCAUCAGCCUGCACCCUGUGGAGUCCAUCAGCGAUCUGCACUGGGCCUCGGGCGGGCAGAAGGGCACUGAGGGCAAUGGCCCGGCUCCCCCCAGCAGCCUGCACUGGCCCCCGCCUCGCCCCACACCCCCUGGCUCCCCACCGCUGCUGCCCACUCUGCGCCCUGUGCCCACUGCUAGCCUCUGCCCUGGCCACCCCUUGCUCCUGGCCCUGCUGGGGCUCCUGGCCCUGGUGAGCCUGGUCCUGGCCACACUGGCUAUAUACCUGAGUGUCCUGCAGAGCCAGUCGGUGCGGGCACUGGCCCAAUGGCUGGAGACCCAAGAGGAUGCCGUGCACCAGCUCCAGGCAGCCAAUGGGCAGCUCUGGGCUCACCUCAACACCAGCGCCGAGCAUGGUGGGCACCGCUGACCUGCUCCUGGCCCCACCACAGGCACUGGGUCACCAUGGAAAGGGGUACUGAAGGGCGGGAGGGGGAAGUGGGCAGCAGUACCAGCCCCACACCCCAUUCAGGCCUGGCAGCAUCUCCUCAUGUGGUGCAGAGUAGUAGCAGAGGCAAUUCUGGCCCCUAUCCUAGGCUGUGAGAGAAAGGGACAUGGCUGCAAGGACUGGCACCCAGGCAGUGACAGCCCUUACUCCUAACAAGAAGGCAGAAGGCACUCUCCAAUUCGCCUUUUAAUUAGCUCCUGUAAUCAAAGUCUUAGAAAAUCACCACCACAAAUACAUUCCUGGGGCAAAAGGCACUUCCAGAUGGCACAGCCCCAUGCUCACACGGGCAGCAGCCCCUGAGGCUGCACAGGCACCACU